Suillus bovinus is the source of this 1023-nucleotide messenger RNA. RefSeq names its product D123-domain-containing protein. The coding region runs from base 199 to 1023 and encodes 274 amino acids. Gene Ontology annotation, cellular component: cytoplasm. The record is from RefSeq and is a predicted model, not a curated record. NCBI's taxonomy places the organism in Eukaryota, Fungi, Basidiomycota, Agaricomycetes, Boletales, Suillaceae. The transcript is spliced from 4 exons.
GUUGAACGUUGAAUGUACGAGAAGUUUAAUUGGACAGGGUUGACCGUGACUCGUGAGGCAUUCGUUGACCUUGUUCACUGUUCCAUGGCCGCUGCGUUGCCUCGAUGAUGUAUAUAAUAUAUAAAUGCUUGUAAAUUUCUGUCACAUGAGUCGGAACCUUCGACAUUGACCGUUGCUUAUAGUACACAUACGACCAGCAUGUCAUCACAUCACCUAUUUCCUCUACAAACACCAGAUUAUCUACUUUCCUUCCAAUUUUCAUCAUGGUAUCCCACAUUUUCCUCCAUCAGCAUCAAAAGUACCAUCAUCCGUCCCUUGGAUCAAACAUUCAAGGAAUAUCUCGACUCAGACGGCAUUUUCGUACCAGAAGGCUCGGAAAACGUGUCGGUCGGCUACGUUCACCAUCUAUUUCACUCGCACUCACUUCCCACCCUUAGUCCGGCAGAAAGUUCUCCUUCACACCAAGAGGAUGAGGACGACGCUGCAGUUGGACGAACUUUCUCCUUCCCCGAUCUAGAUGAGGGGAUAAGACAGAUCAUCAAGGAAUACGGCGCCACCUUCCCCAAGCUCAAUUUUUCUUCACCAAAGGACGCAUCAUGGGUACUACCACCAUCCUCGCCUCUCAAAUGCACAUCUCCAUCAGACGUCUACAUCUUGCUGAAAUCCUCAGAUUUCACAUCGCACGAUCUCAGUAUCGACACCGUCUUCGAGGGAUGCGAAUGCGAUCCCUCGAAUCCACCAUCGUAUCAACUCGAGCUUGUCUUGCGAAAAUGGUAUCCGAUAGAUAAGAGCCGCGAGUUCAGGUGUUUCGUCCGUGAAGGCCGUCUCAUAGGGAUAUCACAACGCGAUACGAAUUUUUACGAGUUCAUGAACGAGCCCCAAAUACAAAACAAGAUCGUAGAGACGCUCGGGCGUUUUUGGAAUGAGAAGAUCAAGACCGAAUGGCAUGGACAAGACAACAAGAUUUAUGCACCGGAUGUUCGGAACAAUGUCCAGUACCUAGUCGGCCAAGAUCCUUUUUGA